Molecule: messenger RNA, 1943 nt
Organism: Notolabrus celidotus (New Zealand spotty)
Lineage: Eukaryota; Metazoa; Chordata; Actinopteri; Labriformes; Labridae
Gene: cdk4
Product: cyclin-dependent kinase 4
Exons: 8
Coding region: 283-1203 (306 amino acids)
Biological process (GO): signal transduction; protein phosphorylation; G1/S transition of mitotic cell cycle
Cellular component (GO): nucleus; cytoplasm; cyclin-dependent protein kinase holoenzyme complex
Molecular function (GO): cyclin-dependent protein serine/threonine kinase activity; cyclin binding; ATP binding
Source: RefSeq, a predicted model, not a curated record
AGUUGCUAGAAGCAACAGGAAGCGACUACCCCAAAACUAUUGUAGGCAGGCAGGAGAGAAAAAACACAGGAGGCCAAAAUCAACCCGGGUGUAAUUAGUCCUCAUCACAUCAGAUCCCUGCCGGUUUGUAAUAACCCUUCAGACUGGAUCCCGACCUCCCCCUCCUGACCCGGUUCUGAGGAGUUAAUACGUGGCAGAUUCAUGAGCAUGUCCUUCUCACAAAGCUAAAGAGAGCUUCACCUGCCGCUCAGAGGAAACAGACGAGUCUGUUGGAUCUCGGCCAUGGCCCAUGCCACCAGUCUCCAGUAUGAGCCAGUGGCAGAGAUAGGAGGAGGCGCUUACGGGACGGUUUAUAAAGCCCGAGACACAGAGAGUGGACAGUUUGUGGCUCUUAAGAGCGUUCGUGUCCAGACAGACCAGAACGGCCUUCCGCUCUCUACGGUUAGAGAGGUUGCUCUGCUGAGAAGACUGGAGCAGUUUGACCACCCCAAUGUAGUCAGAUUAAUGGAUGUAUGUGCCACCCAGAGGUCAGACCAGGAGACUAAAGUCACUCUGGUGUUUGAACAUGUGGACCAAGACCUCAAGACGUACCUCGAGAGAGCCCCGGCAGCAGGAUUAUCCCCUGGACACAUUAAAGACCUGAUGAGGCAGUUGCUGUGCGGUCUUGCAUUCCUGCACUCAAACCGCGUGCUCCAUAGAGACCUGAAACCAGAGAAUAUUCUGGUGACCAGCAAAGGCCAAGUGAAACUGGCUGACUUUGGACUGGCAAGAAUCUACAGCUGCCACAUGGCGCUUACUCCUGUGGUGGUCACGUUGUGGUAUCGACCUCCUGAGGUUCUCCUGCAGACCAGUUAUGCCACUCCUGUGGAUAUGUGGAGCACCGGCUGCAUCUUUGCCGAAAUGUUCAGACGCAAACCUUUGUUCUGUGGAGAAUCAGAAGUCGACCAACUUGGGAAAAUUUUUGAAGUUAUCGGCUUGGCCCCAGAAGAGGAAUGGCCGACUGAUGUUAACCUCUCCAGAAAAAACUUUCCCCCUCUCUUACCUCGACCAGUCACUGACUUUGUUCCAGAGAUAAAUGAGCUGGGGGCACAACUAUUGCAGGAAAUGCUGACCUUCGACCCCUUUAAACGAAUAUCUGCCCUGAAUGCCCUAGAACACCCAUAUUUCCAAGAGGAGGAAACACUGACUCAGACAAAAAGCUGAAAAGGUGCAGUGAAACAUGCAGCGAGAGGUAACAGUGUCUAAGUUUAGACCUGGCCUAACCAUUAAGGAUUUAAGUUUCAUUCAAUGCCUUUAAGAUGUCUGGUUUGUGCUUUGGGAUAUUUUUUGUCACCCCUGCGAAGUCUGAGAGAUGGAUUAAAAAGAAGAGGAGGAAACUUGAGGAUCACUGGCAUCCUUCCCAACAUGUAAAUGUCACAAUUAAUGGUGUUAACAUGUUUCAUCUCUGAGGACCGUACCAGUGUUUUUGAUGUUUGAUUUCUGUUUGGGUCUCAUCAGCGGGGACUGAUGCACAGAAACGCCUGUCAUCUCCUCUGAAAUGCUGCUCUUGUUAUCUUGCUCGAGAGUUUAGACAGAAGGAAACUGGGAUGUCAUCUUUUCUUUUAAUAGGCUGAACAAAGUCUGAGGGAUGACACCUCAGGGUUAGAAGAGCCACUUUUUAGUGAUCUUACUAUAUUUGUUUUAAUAUUUAACAUCAUGAGCCUGUGACGAGGAAAUUAGCUGUACCAAAAUCAUGAGAGAAGGAAAAAAGUCUGAAUAGUAAAGAGAAAAACGCACAAUAAAAUAACACAUGUCAAAAAUACUGGUAUUGCCCCUAAAUCUCAUGAAGUGUUGGAAAUUGUGUCUUCUGAAGGACAGAAGAGUUUAUGUUAACAUUUUUGCUCAAACCGUCUGAAAUCCGCCAGCACGGCAACAACAAGUGAAUAAAGCUAAUUUUAAUCACA